AUGAUUAAUAAAGCAGGCAAACAAUUAACCUGGUUAUUUGCUUUAAAAAUAUUAUCAAGAAUAUUUGAUUUGACUUUGAAUGUCUUGGUCCUCCGAGACCUAGAACCAGGCAUUUAUGGUAUGUCCAUUUUUUGAUAUAUAUAGAGGACUCACAACUAAUUUGGAUUUGUUGACCAACGUCACUCUCUUCUAUUUAAAGAUUGUCUUGAAAUAAACCUACUCCAGAUUGAAGGACCCCAAUCAAGAGCAAACCUAAUCGGCUGUCAAUCUAAUGUACUUUGGAUUGCUCAUCACAAUCUGCAUUGCUCCAAUCACUGUUUUGGUGAUGAGUUACAAUCAAAGUGUCGCAUUUGCCAAAACAGCUUUUCUCUAUGGAAUCUCUGCAAGUAAUGAAUGCCAUUUGAUCUUUAGUAAUUGAUGGAGCCUCAGAACCCUAUGCUGUAUAAUGGGUCAUUUAAUUAAAAUUGAAUGUGGUGGCCAAAGCAGAAGGCUUAGCAGUUUUUAUGAAGACCAUAGUGCUCUACAUAUUGUUGGGCAAAUAUACACGCGAAUUCUUCCAGAUUGAAACUGUUGUCGGGUUUGGAAUUGCUCAGGUUAUCUAUUCCAUUUUCAUAUUCGGCUACAUCUUUUCACUCUCCACUUAAUCAAAAUUUAAAUAAAUAAAUAAAGAAGGAGUGUAUGUUGUAGCUGAGAUGAAGUAAGUGGGCUAUCAAUUUACACUAAUGGCCUUUAUGAAAUUUCUAUUGCAAGAACUAGAAAAAAUAGUCAUGGUGAUAUACAACAAUCCCAUCAUCUCAGGAGAGUUUACCUUAGUCAGUCACAUUGGCUCCAUAAUCCCUCGCUUUAUAUAUGUCAACAUAGAAUAAAUAGCAUUCAAUUUGUUCCCAAAAAUCAACCAAGAUGAGUAAUCCUAAUUAUUGGAAAAGUAUUUGAAGUUUUUGAAUUUGGUUGGAAUCAGCAUUAUAAGUGCUGGUAUUCCCUGUGCAUCUGCUUUCUUGCAGAUUUAUGGUUCUUAAUGGACUUCUGAUUCCUGCAUUUUGGCUAUGCAACUUUACUGUGUUUACAUUUGGAUCAUGGGCAUUAAUGGAAUCACUGAAAGCUACGUGAAUUCUACAAUCGACACUAAAGAUAUGUGGUGGUACAGAUACUUACUUAUUGCUUAAACAAUCAUAUAUAGGUAUUCCAUAUCCCUUAAAUAUCUAGUUUAUCUUUAAUAAUCAUGGUCCAAUUGGGAUCAUCAGGCAUAAUUAUCUCAAAUAUUCUAUCAAUGUCAGUCAGAAUUGUUGUGUCAUUUCUAAUCAUUAAUAAAUAAGGCAUAAAAAUCUAAUGGAAUGCAAUAAUGCCAAAAUUCAUGAUCCUUUACUUGCUUGGAUUCCUUUUGUAAUAUUUAACAGAAGGGUUCAAAUUAUUAGUUUUGACAGCCCUGUACUAAGGAAUCCUUGGUUUGAUAAACAUAAAAACAGUAAUAGAGGUGAUCAAAAGUAAUUGAAAUAGUAUUAUA
Molecule: messenger RNA, 1501 nt
Organism: Paramecium octaurelia
Lineage: Eukaryota; Ciliophora; Oligohymenophorea; Peniculida; Parameciidae
Source: the annotation of a GenBank genome assembly